CUUCCCAUCUCUCUCGCUCUCUCUAAUCUUGCCAACCCUUCACGAAAGUUACGUGGCUCUUUUCUUUCUUCUAUAAACACAAUUCUUAAUAUUUUCCUCCCAAACUAAUCCUUUCAAACCUUAAGCCUUGCAUGGAUGUGCCAGCUCAAGAUGACGGCACAUCCGAGAGCCGUCGCAAGGGGCCGGGGAAGAGGAGCCACGCGGAGGCGGUCCCGGCCCCCAACGCGCCGUGUGGCGCGUGCAAAUUCCUGAGAAGGAAGUGCAUAAGCGGAUGCAUAUUUGCUCCCCACUUCGGGUCGGACAAGGGCGCGGCCCGAUUCGCGGCCGUGCAUAAGGUGUUCGGGGCCAGCAACGUGUCCAAGCUGCUGCUCCACAUCCCGCCCAACCGAAGGCACGAUGCCGUCGUCACCAUUUCCUACGAGGCUCAGGCCAGGCUCUCCGACCCCGUCUACGGCUGCGUCUCCACCAUCAUAGCUCUACAGCAGCAGGUGGCAUCACUUCAAGCAGAGCUAUCAGUGGUGCAAACUCAAGUAAUGAACAGCAGAUAUGUGAUGGCAAAUGCAUUUCACAAUUCAACACAGCAGCAGAAGAAUAUUUGUUAUUCCAACACUUCUUCGGCUUCGAACAACCUAAUUAGCCUGCACAGUUUCAGCCCCAACUUUGGCGAAAUCCACGGAGAGGAGGAAGAGAGCAAUGAUCCUGCACUUGCAUUCGCUAAUAACAUUUUUCAAUGAUUUUGUAACUAAUAAAUUAAAUGUUCUUUCCAUGACCGCCAAUUAUCUUUGUGCCCUCCAAAAAUAAUUACAAUGCGUGUAACCUCACUUUUAUUAUUUAUAUAUUUUUCUGGUUGUACUGAUAUGGCACUACCAAAUUAGAUGUCAACACACUGCAAUAAUUUCCACAUGAUGGGUAGCAUUUUUUUUAAGUUAGAUUUUAU
Molecule: messenger RNA, 937 nt
Organism: Salvia splendens (bonfire salvia)
Lineage: Eukaryota; Viridiplantae; Streptophyta; Magnoliopsida; Lamiales; Lamiaceae
Product: LOB domain-containing protein 20
Exons: 2
Coding region: 132-734 (200 amino acids)
Biological process (GO): hormone-mediated signaling pathway; positive regulation of DNA-templated transcription
Cellular component (GO): nucleus
Source: RefSeq, a predicted model, not a curated record